Mesorhabditis spiculigera is the source of this 744-nucleotide messenger RNA. The record is from the annotation of a GenBank genome assembly. NCBI's taxonomy places the organism in Eukaryota, Metazoa, Nematoda, Chromadorea, Rhabditida, Rhabditidae.
AUGGAGGUUGGCUCGGUUGAAACCGACCAGCCGCAGAUUCGAAAAAUCGCUUUGGCCAAAAGGCAUGCCGAGUUAGGAGCCGCCAUCGCAGCAUUGGUCAAAAUCAAGAAACGAACUCCAGAACAGGAUGCCGAAAUGGCAGAACUACGCGGCCAACUAUUUGAGAAUAUGUCUAUGAUGUCAACACUUCCCGCCGGUCAUCCCGAUCAAGUCAACCAGGGGCCUCGUCGGAAACGCCAACGCACACCACUGACCCGAGCCGAGAAAACCGCAUUAUCUGAGCAACUACUUGAGGCUCGCAUCCCAUUCUUCCGCCACAAAGCCCCUCGUGACUGGUUCGCUCCGGAAGUGAUCGACGAAUUGAUGGAUAAGACGGGAACUGAAAAAUUCGAGGUGAUGCUUGAAUUUCUCGGUUGUUGGGCUGAAAUUGUUGAUAAGCGAACUCCUCGGGAAGCUCCAAAUGCCACAGCGGAUCCAUCGGAGCCAAUGGAGAGCGAGUCCGACCCAGGCCCAACCGAACCAACUCCAUCUAUCCAAGCACCAGCGCCACCUCCAGCGCCUCAACUACCACCACCUCCCCCUCCACCCCCAAUCGUAGCUGUUGCUCCAGUACCUCAAGAUCCACCACCAGUCGAUCCCUCGGGACGUCGUCGCCCACGCAAGGGCAAUCCAGUACGCCGCCUUUUCGGUCCAACCCACAAUAUGCCACUGUCCAUGUCGAGCUCCUCUGAAUCGCGUCCAAAU